Molecule: messenger RNA, 1266 nt
Organism: Carica papaya (papaya)
Lineage: Eukaryota; Viridiplantae; Streptophyta; Magnoliopsida; Brassicales; Caricaceae
Product: Ribosomal protein L18e/L15 superfamily protein
Biological process (GO): translation
Cellular component (GO): mitochondrial large ribosomal subunit
Molecular function (GO): structural constituent of ribosome
Source: RefSeq, a predicted model, not a curated record
CAAUGUGCUCGUCUCCUUCAAACUGAGCGAUAGAAUCCUAGACUUCAAGAUGAACACAAAAACCCUAACUCCCUGAAACGAACUAAAACUGUCAGAACCUCAAUUCGAAAUUUUAUAAAAGAAAAUGAUCAGAAGAAGAAUUUCUUCGAUUCUCUCAACUUCACUCCUCAACUCCACAUUCCAUACCAAGCCGAGUCACAUCUCCACAACUCAUCUCCCGAUUCAGUCCAUACAAUGCCUUAGUUCAGGUCAUAUCAGUAACCGUAGCCUGAGUAGUUCGUUAUUAUUUCAGGGUAUGAGAGCUUAUAGUCUAUUGAGCUUAAAUGAUCUAAGAGACAAGAUUCCGAAAAAGCAGAAGACGAGGAAGGGAAGAGGUAUUGGAUCAGGGAAGGGAAAGACUGCAGGGAGGGGUCACAAGGGACAGAAGGCGAGAGGGACUAUGAAGUUUGGGUUCGAAGGAGGGCAGACCCCGAUGCGACGUCGUUUGCCAAAACGGGGGUUCAAGAAUCCGUUGAGCCUCAAUUUCCAGCCAGUGGGGUUAGGAAAGAUUGCAAAACUUAUCAAUGCAGGUAAGAUAGAUUCUCAUGAACUUAUCACAAUGAAAACUCUCAAGGAUGCCAGAGCCAUAGGAAAACAGAUAGGAGAUGGUGUAAGAUUGAUGGGACGUGGUUCUGAACAGAUCAAGUGGCCAAUUCAUCUAGAGGUAUCAAGAGUGACUGUUAGGGCAAAGGAAGCGGUUGAAACUGCUGGUGGAUCUGUCAGAAAAGUUUAUUACAACAAGCUGGGUUUGCGAGCAUUACUGAAGCCCGAAUGGUUUGAAAAGAAGGGAAGGUUAUUGCCGAAAGCUGCUAGGCCUCCACCAAAACAGAGAGAUAAAGUCGAUAGCAUCGGACGCCUUCCUGCCCCUACAAAACCUAUUCCAUUUUUCAGCAACGAAAAGGAGGCAGAAGACCCUUUAUCCGCAUAAUGAAUCAAACAAUGAGCUUGUAGGUUUUAGCUUAAGAUUUUGUUUUCGAGACGGACAUGCUAUGCGAUGAGAUUUUGGUUCAUGAAAGAUUUCUUGUGUUGCAUGAAGUCUCUAAAUUGUGAAGGGGAAAAGGGGAAUGCAUCAUAAUAAAAUGAGAAAGCCUCUGACUUGUUUUGUAGUUUUGAAAAAAUUACUGCACUGGAAGACUUGAAUUAACUUUUGUAUCAUAUCAGCUUGCAGGAAGCUCAAGUUUCCAAUGCCCAUAUUUUUUAUAAGCAUGCAGGUUUAAAUUGUUUGUA